AUGUGGGGCAGGAUAGUGAACAGCGUCAGCAAUGCCCUAGACUUUAAUCAGGCCACGUUAAGUGGCUGCAUUGAUAUCAUCUGCGUGCGGAACCCGCACACGGGUGAGUUACACUCCACCCCUUUUCAUGUUCGCUUCGGCAAAGCCAAGCUGCUCCGCUCUAGGGAGAAGAUAGUCUCAGUAGCGGUGAAUAACAAGGCCACUGCCUUAGUGAUGAAAUUGGGGGCAGCGGGGGAGGCAUAUUUCAUGCAAGAAGUUGAAGAUGAUAUUGGAGUUACAGAAGAAGAAUUGGCAAGUCCCCUCUGCUCACCUCUGCAUUCACCUCGCCGCGGCCUCGCUAUUCAGUCAGAUGCCUCGCUGCCACCCGUUUCUCAGGAUACCUCAUCCCACCCACCUGCUCACCCAGGACAGGGUGCUAGUCUCUCUACUGCUGCUACAGCGGUUCUAGCAGAACCCCGCAAGGCAACCGACCGCGCGACAAAGUUGUGUGCAGACAGUGGUAACGAACGGGUACUUCAGUCCUCCGGCACAGAAAGUGCACUUCAUUCCUCUGGCAGCGAAGGCAGCGUUUUGAAGGAGGCCCCGCGUGCUUCCCUCCCACCUGACGCUUCCUCUACCUGGAGGUCAGCGUGGGGCACAGCUGCAAGAUAUGAAGGCACAACAGUUGGAGUGAGUGAGACGACUCCUGCUGCUUCUUACCCGGAUGGCGAGAAUCGUGGAGAAGGCCGAGGAGAUGAAAGUCGCGCUGCGGUUCAGUUUUCGCUCUGCGGCCACGUUUUGUUUGGCACAGCAGACGAAGCUCAACACGAUGCUGACGUUUUUAAGGCUAACUUAGUUACUUGGGAAGCUCUGGACGAGAAUCCCGGCCUCUGGUAUCACCCGUCUUUAGUGGCGUGCUUUGAACGGACUCCUCCCUAUUACCCCGCAAAAGUCGCUCUGCCCCUGUUGGCUAGCUGGUUGCUGUUUAACCGCCCGCUAUCCCUUUACAGUGUUAAGAAGCUUAUGACAGCAGAAAUCACUUACACCGACAGAGACGGUACAGGGUGGGCCCCCUGGCAAAUGGAUAGCAUGGGUAGCGGCGCAGGACUGUUACGGCCAAGGCCUGAGCCACUGAGCUCUUCAGACUUCACUCGGAGUAGCCCCCACAAAGACCAGCUUCAAGGCGCAACAUUUAGCAGCGGCGUCAACAGCGACAGCGAAUCCCCAGCAUUCGCCUCUAACACGGAGCCUUGCAGCGGCAAGAGGUUGAGGCGUUCUCUUAGGCCCACACCACAGCAACUGGAGUCGCUUGAUCUAAAGCCGGGGGCAAACAGCGUAUGCUUCACUGUCAGAUCCUCCCUCCAGGGUGAAAAGAGUGUGUGUGGAACAAUAUAUCUGUGGUCAACAGACAUCAAGAUCGUAGUCUCGGAUGUAGACGGCACCAUCACAAGAUCUGAUGUACUCGGGCAGUUGAUGCCAAUAGUUGGGAGAGACUGGUCUCACACAGGCGUAGCCGAGCUUUUUACAAAGAUAAAAAGGAGCGGCUAUUUGAUUCUGUAUCUGACAGCUCGGGCUAUCGGUCAGGCAGAUGCCACCCGCGAUUAUCUAUUCGGGCUUACACAGAAGGAGCGAGACAAGCUUCCAGACGGACCAUUGAUACUCAGUCCCGACCGGCUUUUCCCCUCCUUCCGCCGUGAAGUGAUCGAUCGAAAGCCCUACAUUUUCAAGAUUGCAGCCCUCAGAGACAUUCGGAGUCUUUUUCCCGCCAACAGAAAUCCCUUUUACGCAGGUUUUGGGAACAGAGAGUCGGAUCACAGGGCGUAUAUUCAUGUGGGUAUCCCCGAGGCCAAGAUCUUCAUCAUUGACACGGCUGGUGUUAUCCACCACAUCAGCAACUCCACUUACGCCCGGACCUACGAAACAAUGAGCGAGAUAGCGGAGCACAUGUUUCCACCUGUAAAGAAUUCUCCGAUUGCACAGGGACAGACGACUCAAGAGCUCGAGGAAAGGGAAGAGGAAGAGUUCAACGCCUUCAAUUACUGGUCUAUGAACUUCGAACCGCAAAGCGAGUCAGGUGACAGUGAAGCAAACAGCGCGGACGAGGGUGAGCACGCUAGCGCAUCCGUUGCAGCGGCCACAACUACAAGCGUAAUAAUACCGGGCGAGGUCCCCAGUCCUCGGGUUUUAUCGACCCCGCAACAGCAGGUGCUGCGGAGCUCAACAGGACGGCCCCUGGCACUUAAUUACUACUUCGGACUGGAUCGUACAGGUGGCGCUCACACCCCUUCACUACCUUCCCCACUCACUGCUGUGCCUGCGGUUUUAGCCGCCACCUCCGGUGCUGUAGGGGAGAGCAGAUGCUCUUUGGAAGGCAACGACUCAAGCGAACCUCGACUGCAGUCCCGUAUGUCAGGAGUUGCCACCUCGCAGCAGCAUGACUAUCUCCGCCGCUCGGCCUCGGAGGGUACCGAUCUGUCCGCACUAGACUGCCAUCAACAAGCGCACAACGGUCUCACAGUGCAAGCACAGCAGCAACAACUCUCGGCUGCGGCGCCGAGCAUGCUGCUGCUGCCGUCUGUUGUAUCUCUUCCCGGCUUUGAGCUAGGGCCCCUGGCCUUUCGAAGGCCUCAUGAUGCAGCCGGUACAUCUGAUAUGCCGGUUAGCAACUUGAUGGGGCAAGAAGCAGCUGGCCCCGCUACACAGAACAGUACCCAGCGUAAGGCUAUGGUUGCUAAUGGUAGCCUUGAAGAAAGUUUGCAGGCGAGCGAGAGCCCAGAAGCUGCGCUGGAUACGUCUUCAGGCUCUUUGUGUGAGAACAGAUGCUAUGAUAUUCCCACAGCAGCAGAUCCGUGUCUUGGUGCGCAUCCCUUGAUUCCCUCUACGGCGGUUACUGCAGUAACAGAUGAACCCCAGCUUGUUGAAGCACCUAGAGCAGCAGCAGCCUCAAACACUAGGGGAAGUGAAGCUGCCGCUGCAGUUGAUACUUGCAACUCCGUGAACACCUCCAGGCUGCCUGUGCGUGAAGUGCACGACACACGCACAGAUACAGGCAACAAGCUUUGCAGAAUCAGCAGUCACUCGCUUAUCCCGCCUCCGAGACUUUCAGCUGAACCGAAAAGCGUGUCUCCUCAGCAGGAUGGUCUCACAAUCAAGGGCGAAGGCGCUUCCGUACUUUCGCCGCCUGCAAGAACUAGUGCAUCAAUGGGAGCAUCUGUAUGUGACAAUACAGCAGGUGAAGGACAGCCACAGGAAACAGCUAUUUCUGAGUUCUCUAGGCCGUCGACCAACGGCAUUCUGGCCCCCAGUAAUUUGACAAGCAUCAAUAACCGGAUAGUGCCCACUGCUGCAACUGCUCUCGCUCCCUGUAGCUCUAAUGCACGUCUGUGGCUUCCACGGAGUACACGUGAAAUUCGUGAGUGCAGUAGUACUAGCGUGAUGUUUAUGGCGCUAGCACAGGAUACACCGCGAUUUAGACGAAAAUGUCCUAAUGCAGUUGAUUCAACGGAUUCGGUUAGCUCGGCCUUUGCAGCAGUCGCAGCAACAGCUAAACCUGGGGUCGAUGCAACACGAGUAGUUGCUGGGAUUCGUGCAUCCAAGGUGGAAAGCACCGAGGGUCUCGGCUCAUACAGCUCAUUUGAAUCAGCAGACAUCCAAGCCAGCCGUUGUGAUUCCUUUGCUUCUGCCACAAGCCGUUCCCGCACUGACGACGAAACCCAACAGGAGCAGCAGAUGAAGGAGAAGCAGAGGGAGGCGAGGGAGCUGGAGCGCCAAGCGCGCUCUGUUAAGGAAAGGAUCAGAAUCCAGAGGCGCAAGCAGCGCGAGGCCAGGAGGCAGCAGAAGAAGGAAAACGAAAUGAAGAGCGCCAGAGUACAAGUCAUCAAGGAUACAACAAAAAUUAGAAAGUGGAAUAAGCAGGCAAGGAAACAACUGGUCAAAAUGUCUCCUGAAAUGAUUCGGCAGCUGUACGGAGUGCAGCUCUAG
Molecule: messenger RNA, 3960 nt
Organism: Cyclospora cayetanensis
Lineage: Eukaryota; Apicomplexa; Conoidasida; Eucoccidiorida; Eimeriidae
Exons: 10
Coding region: 1-3960 (1319 amino acids)
Molecular function (GO): phosphatidate phosphatase activity
Source: RefSeq, a predicted model, not a curated record